CGUUUGAUGUUACAUCUGACCAGCUGCUGUUCUCCAUAAUAACAAGCGAGAGAACUGCCUGCCCUAGUGCGUUGCGUCACUUUUGCUUCAACUUUAGGCUAGAAAUCAAGAGAGCGAGAGAGAGGAGAGAGAACUUUCAAGGAAGCAGGAGGGAGCUGGAAAGCCCUGCAGUCUGCCUCCCACCCACUCACCCCUCCUCCUUUGCCCCCUCCUUCCCCUCCUCCUCCCCCCAAAAAACUUUUCCAUCAGAGAAAGAGGGAGAUCUCUUUGGAAACAUGGAGCUGCUGUGCUGCGAGGUGGAUCCCAUGCGGAGAGCUCUGCCCGACCCGAACUUGCUCUAUGAUGACCGCGUUUUGCACAAUUUGUUAACCAUAGAAGAGAGGUAUCUGCCCCAAUGUUCCUACUUCAAAUGCGUCCAGAAGGACAUCCAGCCCUUUAUGAGGAGGAUGGUGGCGACCUGGAUGUUGGAGGUCUGUGAAGAGCAGAAGUGUGAAGAAGAGGUUUUCCCCCUAGCCAUGAAUUACUUGGACAGAUUUUUAGCUGUGGUGCCCACCAGAAAGUGCCAUCUGCAGCUGCUGGGGGCAGUUUGCAUGUUCUUGGCCUCCAAGCUGAAAGAGACAAUCCCCCUCACUGCAGAGAAACUUUGCAUAUAUACGGACAAUUCCAUCAAACCCCAAGAGCUGCUGGAGUGGGAGCUGGUGGUGCUGGGAAAGUUGAAGUGGAAUCUUGCAGCAGUGACGCCACAUGAUUUCAUUGAACACAUUCUAAGAAAACUGCCUCUACCUAAAGACAAGUUGCUUUUGAUCCGGAAGCAUGCACAAACAUUUAUUGCCCUUUGUGCCACAGAUUUUAACUUCGCCAUGUAUCCACCAUCAAUGAUAGCAACUGGAAGCGUGGGAGCAGCCAUCUGUGGCCUUCAGCUUGAUGAUGGAGAAAGUUCACUCUCCGGUGACAGCCUAACAGAACUCCUGGCCAAGAUCACAAACACAGAUGUGGACUGCCUUAAAGCCUGCCAAGAACAGAUAGAGUCGGUGCUAGUAAGCAACCUUAGGCAAGUCCAGCAGCAGCAACAGCAAAGCAAUCCUUCUAAGAUGGUGGAUGAACUGGACCAGGCCAGCACUCCCACAGAUGUGAGAGACAUCAACCUGUGAGGACAUCAGCCCAGACAGUCAUGCUUGCUCCCCCUGCUCCCCCCCCUUUUUUUUAGAAUGAAAUCUUUUUUUUUAAUCUGCUCCCACAUAGAACGUAUUUAAAGCUCUUUUAGAUACAAAACAAAACAAAAAAAUGAGUAAUUUAAAAAAAGCAUUUGGUGCCUGUGAUGUUCUACAGAAGGGAAUCCCAUGAUAUAUUUGAUAAUUGCUGUUUGAUUAUGUAUCGGUGAUAUUAAGUGCUUAUAAAAGCAUAAAAAGUAGCUAGAUAAAUGUAAGCCUGCAUUUGUGGGUAGAGUAUACUUUUUUGUGCGUGCAUUAUGACCUAGUGCAUACACACCCUUUUUUAAACUUAAGAAAGGAAUUGUGUGUGUGAUGUUAUGGCUUGACUAGAUUGCAAAGCAAUAGAAUUAAGGGGUUAGGGCAAAGUGGGAAAAGAUCCCUGAAGUGAUUGAACCAUUUUGGAUGCAGAAGAGAUUUGCUGAUCUAUCACCUCUGUUAUUAGUCAGAACUGUUUGUUGGAUCUCUGUAUGUUAGUUUUGUUUACUCUUGCUGUCUGUGGUAGCUGCUACCUAAGAAAGAAGAUGCUUUAUUUUGCCAGCCGGAAGAGCAGGUGUUUCUUUCCCCCCCACCACCACUGCUACCUACUUUUCCUCCAGAAAUGGUUCAUUCUAAACACAGCAGCAUCUUUGGCAUAAAGCUGAUCCUGCUAUCCAGCAGUGGUCCAAGCCAAAGUAUAGAAUGCUUGCAUUAGAUGGCAGAAAUAUACAGAUUAAAAAUGACCUGUCAACAAAUCAGACCACCUCAGAACUUUGGAUUCCUAGAUGCAGUGGAUCAUCUGUGAAAAAGCAUUAUAUUCAUUCACAAUGCUAAUGCUACACGUCAAUGUUAACUUUUGGCAGCUCUUUAGUUUGGUGUAAAGGCAAUUAAACGAUGCUCUGCCCAUCUUCCUUUUUAACAUCCUCACUGUGUUAAAGAAGAUGUGAUUUCCUUUGAUCCCCCCUCUCCCUCCAAAAAAUACAUUUUCCAGAUGUUUAUAACUUUACUGGUCCACAGUUAGCAUUAUUAUAAACCAUUUCAUUCGAAAAGCACUUUGAAAAUUGUUCCUAAGGGAUAAAUGAGAUGGUUUAUGACAAUUGUGCUGAGCAA
Emys orbicularis (European pond turtle) is the source of this 2297-nucleotide messenger RNA. It is a transcript of the gene CCND2, whose product is annotated as cyclin D2. The transcript has 5 exons. Gene Ontology annotation, molecular function: cyclin-dependent protein serine/threonine kinase regulator activity. Gene Ontology annotation, cellular component: cyclin-dependent protein kinase holoenzyme complex; cytoplasm; nucleus. The record is from RefSeq and is a predicted model, not a curated record. Lineage: Eukaryota; Metazoa; Chordata; Testudines; Emydidae. The coding region runs from base 276 to 1151 and encodes 291 amino acids. Gene Ontology annotation, biological process: mitotic cell cycle phase transition; regulation of cyclin-dependent protein serine/threonine kinase activity.